CACGGAUGGAAUUUUUGCAGUUUCAGGUCGGCCUUCGGAGUGAAGGAACGCAGAAAUGCCUGUGGGUGGACGGGUCGCAGGGAAAGUUGGGAUUUACAGCUCCCAUUAUAAUGGGAAAGGCUACAGUGGUAUUAACGAAGAGAUCAUGUGGAUCAGCAUCGGAAUGGGGAUCACCAUCGCGGUACUGAUCACCAUCGCGCUUUGCUACAUCGCCCGCGAGAAAUGCCGGAAGCGGCACGAGGGCUACUACGCCUCCUGACGAACACUUCCGCCACCCUCGUGGGCGUCCUGGUCCUUCUCACCGUCGGCGCCCGGCGUCUUUUUCAGCCCGACCACGUCGAGAGGCAAGCCGAGGGCGUAUUACAUCACCGUAUAACGCCGAAACCCGGUGACUAAUGGCUCCCCUUUACCUCGAUCGAGCUGACGUUCAACCAAGGAAUCGACCUUUGUCCCAUUUUUCCCUCCUAUCUUCUUUCUCCGUGAUUUUUCUCUUCUCUCUUUCCUCCUUUUUUGCUUUACAUACGUACACGGUGGCUCGCUAAAAUAUUUGAACAAUGUCUCCAAGGAAAUUUGUUUAAUUUUGAAAAUUCUGAAAUUUGAAGGAAAAUUUGUGUGCACGUAUAAUAUAAUAUAGAGAGGAAAUUUUUUUUUUUUUUUGGAAAAUUUGUCGAAGGGUGAUCAAAACAAUCUCUAAAAUUUAUUUGAUUUGGAAGUUUUCUUGCAAUAAUG
This is a messenger RNA of Apis florea (little honeybee), 729 nucleotides long. RefSeq lists its product as uncharacterized. The record is from RefSeq and is a predicted model, not a curated record. Lineage: Eukaryota; Metazoa; Arthropoda; Insecta; Hymenoptera; Apidae.